Phragmites australis (common reed) is the source of this 3480-nucleotide messenger RNA. RefSeq lists its product as uncharacterized. Bases 138 to 3044 code for a protein of 968 amino acids. NCBI's taxonomy places the organism in Eukaryota, Viridiplantae, Streptophyta, Magnoliopsida, Poales, Poaceae. The transcript is spliced from 9 exons. The record is from RefSeq and is a predicted model, not a curated record.
ACUCCAAAUCCGUUUCUCCUGUUCCGCCUAAUCAUCUGCGCGUCCACGGGCCCGCGUCGCCUCCCCAUUCCGCCCAAAGCACGAAAGCGCCCAAUCCCGCAUCGAUCCUAGACUAGGGUUUCCCCCGCUCGCCGCCGAUGAAGGGCGGCCGCCUGCACCGUCUGCAGCCGCAGGCCCACCUCGUCGCGGCGGCCGCCCCCGCCCCUGCGCCGACCGACGAUUGGGUGGACGGCUCGUGGACGGUGGACUGCUCCUGCGGCGUCACGUUCGACGACGGCGAGGAAAUGGUCAGCUGCGACGAGUGCAACGUGUGGGUGCACACGCGGUGCGCGCGCUACGUCCGCGGUGUGCACACCUCCUUCUCGUGCCACAACUGCAGGUCCAAGCGCGCGCCCUCCUCUUCUGCCGACGAGGCCGAGGUCGCCGAGCUCCUCGCCGAGCUGCCCACCCACCCACCACCCCCUCUAUACUGCCGCUGGGCUGAGGUCCCGCUCCUCGCCCGUGUCCACGUACACGGGCUCCCUGGCGGGGGCGACUCCGCCCUGUUCCGCAGCGCCCCUUCCUUCUCCGCCGCUCUGUGGCGCUGCACCGGCUAUGUUCCCAAGAGGUUCGGCUUUCGCUACUGUGAGUUCCCCUCCUGGGAUGACGACAAGGACGGCGCGGAUGCUCUGUUUGCGAUGGCCAGAGAGAAGUGCAGGGAGACGGCGGACACCAGGUCCCUCCUGGUAUGUGCCGAACCGAAGGAGAAGCAUUACGUCCGGAGCCUAAGCGGCUGUGGCAAGAAAGUUGACAGUGGUCAGCACGCAUUGCCUCCUCUGACCGAGGCUAAGAAGAGAGAGCCUGAUACUUGGGAGGAUGGGUGUCAGCAGAGAGAGGGUCGUGCCGUGCCAGAUGCUGUGCAUGAGGAUCAUUACACCAAAACAAAUAUGGCCAGUUCUGAUUUACAAGCUGUUUAUACCAAGAAGAAAAUGGCGGAAUCCUUGGAACAGAGUGGGGAUAAGAAGUGCCCCAAGGAAAUUCCUGGGAUGCUGAACAAGGAUGAGCAAAAGGACUCCUUGAAGUUGGAGGCCUCUGGAGUUAGAACUACAUCAUCUGUGGCAGAACAAGAAGUGCACUCAGGAUUCAUCGGGGUAGAGGUUAGCAUGUAUAAGCAACAAGCAGAAGGGAAUCAUAGUGCGGGCUUAAAGUCUGGCAUAAUGAAUCUAGGUCCCAACAAAAUGCAUGACAUGCGGGGCCUUCAGAAGCAAUCAAAUCAAACUUCAAAUCUGCAGGAUGUUGCUGGCGUACCAGAAUUGCAGAUUGUUCAGUCAAAAUCACAGAUUAUUAGAACAGAGCCUAGUUCACAGGAAAAUGAGAUAGCUGAUGCUAUCCAAUUAGUAAGUGAUGACUAUAAAAGUGAUAAACAAGGUCUGGGGGAUACUGCAGGUUCUUCAAUUGUUCAAAGAAAUUUAUCCAAGUUAACAUAUGAUUCAGUAUGUUGUGAACAUCCAAAAUCUGAGACAGAAAAUCCGAUGCACACAGUUGCGGAGCAUCCAAACUUGUUUUCCAGUGUUGGAAAAGUUUGUACAUCUUUUUCUGGUUCUAUAUCUAUACCAUGCGAGUUAUCACACUCAUUGGUAUCCAAAGAACUGUCAUCAGCAGGGAACACUGACCCUUUAACAAAAAAGGAACUGGUCUCACCUACUGACAGCAAACAUGAUUCUGCAAAAUUAUCUGAAGAAAGUUCCCAGGAAGUAACAAGGUGCUCUGAGAAAGUUCAGCUGAAAGGCUCACUGCCUUCUGCACCAAAAUCAUCUCAGGCAAGUAGAAUAUAUGUGUCCAGAGUCAAACCUAGAUUACCAAUAUCAAAGGAGCAGUCACAGAAGACAGCCACCACCGGAGGCACCUCAGCAAGACCAUUCCAUGGAGAAGCGCCACCACUGCAAUCUCGUAACAAGGCAGUGCCUUCCAGUUCUUCCCAGAAAAAGGACAAGAUGCUCCAGCGCACUAUUCAUGUCACACAGGACGGUUGCAAUAAUUCGACUGAGCUGCGAACAUCUGAUUCGACUGCUUCGCUGAGUGAUGAACAGCUUGCAUUAUUGUUGCAUCAACAAUUAAACAGCUCCUCUAGAGUACCAAGGGUGCCACGUUGCCAUCAAGCAUCUGGUACACAGAUGCUGCAUCCAACUGGUGCAACUGUUGUUUCAAAGCGGUCUUCAGCUCAUGGAGGAAGGGAUCAUGCAACGGUUUUAAAGAAGAGAAACAAAGAGGAUACAUUGAAAGAUAGUGAGGAUACCAAGAGGACAGAAAAGGCGCCUUUUGUUGAACAAAGACAGAGAGAUUCUAGUGCAGAACAUGUUCCUUCUGUGAAGGACUCAUGCAGAUUAGCUGAAAAUAUAGCAUCAGAACAGAUCAAUGAUGGCGUUUGUUCAACUGGAGCUAACACUGGUUUAGCAAAGGAUGAUUCAAUGGAUAGUAGUGUUUCACGAAGUCUACCUGGAUUGAUUGAUGAAAUGGUCAGUAAGAACAUAAAUAUAACUUAUGGGGAACUGUGUGAUGCUAUUCAUGAGCAUUUUAGUGAUUUAAGAAAAACCAAUGAGGAAGAUUAUUCAUAUCCCAGCUAUUUGCAUGCCAUCAAUGAUUGUCUUAGGAAAAGGAGGGAGUGGGCUCACCUUGUUGACCAGUCUCCAAAGACGAAUUCAAAUAAGCGUCGAAAAGGGGAAAGUGACUCUUUGUUGGCUGAUGUACUGGAAUCAGAUAACAUGAUAAAUGGACCCAAAAGGGAUUCAGAAGAGGAAAGUGCUGAUUUGCAUCAAGAAGACCUGCCUAGAGGCAAACGAAAGGCUCUGAAACGCAGGCGACUUGAAGUCAAAGGGAGGACGGUCAGGGAUACGAGGAAGAGAUCUAGCAUUGAUUCUUCCUCGGAAGAUGCUGCUGCCACCUUCUCUGAUUCCAGUAGUGACAGAAAUGAUACCCCCAUGGAUGACGUUAACCAAGAAAAUAAUCAUGUUGCUCCGGGAACUGGUGGUUACAUGGAAGCUAAGAGUGCAGAUUCAAGUUCAUAGGAAGUUGAUCGAUGCAGUGCUGCUAGUAAAUGCAUGACUGAAACUGAAUCAUGUGGCAAAUGUUCUUUCUGGUCAUCGAAUUUGAUGGGUUUCUUUUGCAUCCAAACGGAAAGAAAAAGUGGGUACUGCAGCCUGCAACACCAUUCCUUGAACUUGAAGUUGGAACACGAAAUGAAUCAUCAGAGUUUAUGCCCAGCAAAUUUGUUCUUAUGUGUAACAAUAGUGUAUAUUGGUUGUCAAAUUUCUGGUCUUGUGCCCAUAUGUAAGAACUAGGGUAGUAGUAUCUUGAUGCUAACAGCGAUGAGGCAUGUUUGUUCUGCUUAGUUAUCAGGCUUGUGAUCGUACGAGUUGGGAUCACAACACAUUGAAUGAGCGUGGUGGAAUUGGAAUUCAUCGUCCCUUACACCAAAGUUAUUUAUAGCCAUGCCUUUAACCA